AAAAGGAAUUUUUUAAAGGUUCAUCCAUACGGAACAGCAAUGAUUUUAAUGUCGCUCUACAAAAAAAUGUGAAGGGUCUUACCGAGUAUUGAUGACAAUUUUCGUUCAUAAUAACUUAGUCUGAAGCUAAAAUAAAUCACAUAUUCUGAAAGUUCUUGACCAGUUCUACAAUUCUGACUUAAAAAUAAUUGAGAAAAAAACGGAAACUGACAGAAAAAAAAAGAUUUUCUUUCUGCAGGCGGCGCUAAAAUCCAGGUUUUUGAAACUGUGGCUACAGUUUCUUUGGAACUAAAAGAGAUAGAGCCUUGGUUUUUUCACAAGUGAAUGACCAAACAUAGACAAGUAGAAAGUAGAACAAAAAAAAUUAUCAAAAUCGGUUCAGUGGAAGCUGAUUUAUAGCCGGUGCACUCUUUCGGAUACAGCGGUACAAUGAUUGUGCUCUUCGCUCAUAUAUAGAUCAUAAUUCACUCUUCGAACAUAUGACCGUUCUCUUUUCAGUCUUUUGAACUCGGAAAAAUGUUUCUAACAGAACAGAAAAAACCUUUUGUUGUUGCUAGAAGAAUGAAUGAGUAAAAAGCAACAAAAUAGAAACAGCAAUAUCUACCUUUCUUUUUCAUACUCACUUCUUUACUUGAUUAUAUAUAUGGUCUCUUAACAACAGAAGGUGUAAUCAAUUAAACAAUGACUGAAUCCAAAAACGUUUGCGUAUGUUUGCAUUUUAUCGAAAAUGAUUGCCAGUUAUAAAUUUUUAUUCGCUAGGCUUCACCGUGUCACAUUUUACUGAUACCACUCACGGUGAAUUAUAAGACAAUUCAGAAUACUUCGGAUUAUCUUCAAAAGUUCUGUAGGUAGAAUUAUUACUAAUGUUAAGACUAGGAUAUAUUUUCUAUUAUUUUAGAUCCACAAUUGGAUACUGGACAAACAGUUAUAAUUCGAACGUUGUAUGAUUACGUGUCCAAUAAUGCACCGUUGAUUCCGUUCGGAAAUAUAUUAUCAAAACAAGAUCCAGAAUUAUGGAUUGAAUAUAUAUGUGAGUUAUGUCCGAUUCGAUUUUAUGUGAUUGGGGAUGAUAUCACAUAUCAAAAUAACUGGGCCAAACAUAUGCUCAACUAUGAUUUAGAGAAGAAUAAAAAAAACGACUUAGAGUCUCCAAAUAUAUGGAAAUGUUUACUGAAGGGAGAAAUUAAACUUGAAAGCAUUCAAGCAAUAGAGGGAUUAGAAUUUUAUUUGGAAACUGUACCUCUACUCUUAUUAGACGAAAUUAAAGAUUUACCUAUUGAGCUCUCUGGUGCUAUUCACUGUGCUGAUUCAACGCUAAAGAAACGUUCGGAUAGUAUAACAUCAAAACUAUACCAAUGGUUCAAAACAGCUGUUCAAUCUCAACGUAUAAAAUUAAAUAACGGUACAGUAAUUGUGACCAAUCCUGGAAAUUUUAAUCAUCCAAUACAAGAUCUUGUUACGCCAAACAUCAACGAUUAUAAUUACCCAGUAUUAUGUACCCAAAUGGAUAUCGAACCAUACGUGCGACAUUGUUCUCAACCACUCGUGUACUUGAACUAUUCUGAUUGUAAUGAACAAGAAAAGAAUGAUGCACUACAACUAAUAGAAAAGGAUCUUGGAAAUGAGAAGUUCAAAAUCAUUGAUUAUUCACAUUAUCCAAACUGGAGAACAAACCCGAAUAUGUUAAUACUUAUAAAUGAAGAUGCUCUGUAUGUCAUUACUAUAUUUGGUACUGAUUCAGCAAAGACAGAUGAAAAUCAGCUUGCCAAAAGAGUUUACGAUUUUAUACCAAAAAAUCGUAUGUCAGAGAUCAAUUCACAAGGUCAUCUAUGUCUACGCGUUCCUGAAACACAUGAUUAUCGUUAUCUUGUUUCGUACGCCUACAUCGCGUAUGUACAUUGUACGCCGAAUGAAAUCGAAAAAUUCAACGAACUGUUAGAAAAACUUCAAAACCAAAUUGGGCCUAAUUAUCGGUUUGCUACUUAUAGGAACUACGAAUUUAUCAGAAAUUUUGGUUUAAUCAUUGAUACUAUUAAACGAAAUUCGGUUUAUUAUAUUAUUGUGAGAGGAUCUCAGUACGAGUCAACAAAAGGUUCUAUAAAUCGCGAAGAUGUUGUUGCUCAAUCCUUAGAAAAUUAUAUACAAGCAAAUCCAGAAUGUACAGGUUUUGUAUUCCGUUAUUCAUAUGAAGAUAAAACAUUAUUGAGACAUCCAACAGUUUUGAUUUACCAAAAGCUAGCCAUAAAAAACCUGUUUGACAGUGUACGUUGUACACUCCUUGUGAAACAAAUCAAUUUGGUGUAUAAACAAAUGGCAUUUGUAUACGACUUACACUGUCAACAGUCACAAUCAGAUGAAGACAAACGUCCUGUUUUGACAAUUUAUGUAAGCAGCAAGGCCAAAGAUUCUGAAGACAAGUUCCUGGAAGAUCCGAUCGGAUCCGACGUCGGAACAUGCCAGAAUCCGACAAAAUCUGAUACAAUCCUACCGGAACCAUGUCAUAUUAUGUCGAAAUCUUUGCGCCCGUAUUCCGUGCCGGAAGAUGUCGAUAAUAAUCCGGCCGGAUUCUUCGAGUUCCAGACAUCGAAUGACCUGUUUGACAGUGUACGUUGUACACUCCUUGUGAAACAAAUCAAUUUGGUGUAUAAACAAAUGGCAUUUGUAUACGACUUAUACUGUCGACCGUUACAAUCAGGUAAUCUAUGCUUGGAUAGUUAAAUAUUCUGUGGAGACAAUAAAUCAUAUUUAAUUAUUUAGAUCAUUUAUUCUGAUGAUAAAUUCGAUCGUACUCGGGAAGCUUAAUAAAAUAUUGUCUGCUAUGCAGAUCAAAACGUCAAUUUCAUUCAACUGAACUUCAUAAUUUCACUGAAAGAAUUUCAUUUUAAGCCGAAAACAAAUGUGCCGUAUUUCUUCUCUUCUAAUAAUUUACUUUUCUUGCUUUCUAAAACACUCUUGUUUUUCACAAAUUUUUCAUAACUUUACAGCGAUUGAAUACGUUUCAAACUGUAACGAAUAUUUUUCUCCAUAGUAUAACGUAACAUGAAUUAAAUUUAUAAUGUCAUUUUUUGACAGAAAGGACGCGGUGCUCAAUAAACGAUCAGACGAAUAUUCAGCCAAAAAUCGAAAGUAAAAUUUUUUCGUAUUUUUAAUAGAAAGAAAAUUGAAUCGAUACCUGACCAACUUAUUGGCAUUAGGAGUGCAUUGGUUUUUUUUUCGUAUUUUUCAAAAAUUCACAAUACAUGGUUUAUACUAUCGUAAAAACGAGUUGCAACAUUUUUUAAAACACUAGUUUUGUAGAGAAAACAUUUCUCUACAAAAUGGUAUAUACUUAGGGCAUACCAAAAGUAGUGGCAGUGGUAUUUUUAUCCCUUAUAGAAAGGUUAAAGAAACUUUCUUUUAUAUAGUCUGAUAGAGAAAAGAAUGUUCUAUUUUUCUAUGCUAUUUGAUC
This is a messenger RNA of Didymodactylos carnosus, 3448 nucleotides long. NCBI's taxonomy places the organism in Eukaryota, Metazoa, Rotifera, Eurotatoria, Philodinida, Philodinidae. The record is from the annotation of a GenBank genome assembly.